AACAUAUGUAAAGGAUUAGUAAUGGAGAUUAUGUAAAUUCUCCAAAAGGACAUUUUUACAUAAUAUACAAACAAAGAAUACUAAUUGGGGCUUUAAGUUGGUAGAAAACAAGUAACACAAUGAUCACAAUAGUGGAUUAAGUACCACCUAAUCAUCUGUUUUCAUGAGGAUCAAACAGACCAUUAUCUUGGCUAUUCAUAAAUUAUAUGGUCACUUUGGGAGGGACAUGGCAUAAAACAAGAGCAGUGCUUGCGAUGAGACUAUUGUAGUAACCAAGUCACCAAUGGCAAAGGAAAUGGGAAGCAGAAGAAGACAGAAACGUAGACGCCAGACGAGACCUGUGUUGAUUAAACCUUUUUAUUUGAGCACCAUCCCAUGAUCCCAUCAACAACUGGUCGACCCAGCUCAGACAAGCGACACGUUUAAUAGCUGCAUAAAUGCAUAUAAAUGCAUAUGCCCUUAUUGUUUUUCCUCCUAAUACAUUCUUAAAUCUACCAUAUCUAUGUGCUUUCUUGAUUGUUUUCUAUCGUUUUUCCUUUGUUUUCAUGAAAGCAAAACAGAAGCAAUUCAUUGUGAUAGCAGCUUAGGCCUCCUUUGGCAUGCGUAAUUGUACUAUUUAAUUCGAAUAUAAAGAGGCAGACAGGCAGAACUGGCAGAGGAGGAGGUGAAUACGAGCUAAUAAUAAUUUGGAAUAAUUGAUAAAAGAAAAGGAUGGAGCUUAAGCAGCUGCUCGUGACGGCCUUAAUUCCAGUGUUGAAAGUGCUUUCGAUAACAGCACUUGGCUCAUAUCUUGCUCUUGAUCGUGUCAAUAUUUUGGGGGAAGUUACUAGAAAGAACUUAAACACUGUUGUAUUUUAUGUAUUCGGUCCUGCUCUGGUAAGUUCCAAUGUUGCGCAGACAAGUACAUAUCAAAACAUGGUUAAAAUGUGGUUCAUUCCAGUGAAUAUCCUCAUCACAUUUAUAAUUGGUUCCAUACUUGGAUGUCUUCUUAUCCAAUUAAUAAGGCCUCCUGCCCAUCUGCGAGGCCUUGUCUUGGGUUGCUGUGCUGCAGGUAAUUUGGGUAUGAUGCUCCUCAUUAUAGUCCCAGAAGUCUGUAAGGAAAAAGGGAGCCCAUUUGGCGCUCCUGAUGUCUGUCACAUGUAUGCUAUGGGUUAUGCUUCACUCUCAAUGGCGGUAGGAGACUUUUAUGUGUGGUCCUAUGUGUAUAAUAUUGUACGGAUAUCUUCAAGAAGGGGCAACCAAGAUUAUAAUCAGUCCGUGGAGAGGUCCUCUACAUCCGACCAAGCAACUACUUCACGUAAACUAGAGCAACGUAUAGUGAUGGUCCUUCAAAAGAUCAAUCUGAAAUCAAUAUUUGCCCCUUCAACUAUUGGAGCGCUUGUUGGUUUUCCAAUCGGAGUCAUCCCUCAGAUUCGAAAAUUAUUUUUAGGAGAUGGUGCUCCUCUACGGGUGAUUCAAGAUACUGCUUAUUUGUUGGGAGACGGAGCCAUCCCAUCUCUCAUUUUGAUAAUAGGAGGAAACCUACUUAAAGGUUUGCGAGGGUCAGGGAUUCAGAAAUCUCUUGUCGUUGGCAUCAUAGUUGUUCGUUAUGUUGCCCUGCCUCUUAUAGGCAUCUUGGUUGUUAAAGGGGCACUGAAAUUUGGGUUGGUGCACUCUGAUCCAUUAUAUCUGUUUGUUCUUCUGCUUCAGUUUUCACUCCCUCCUGCGAUGAACAUAGGAAUAAUGACGCAAGUAUUUGGAGCAGGAGAGAAUGAAUGUUCAGUUAUCAUGCUGUGGACUUAUGCUUUCGCUUCACUGUCACUUACAUUCUGGUCCGCCGCCUUCAUGUGGCUUGUCGCGCGACUUUGAAUCAAAAUUUUACAUUGAAUUCUGUCUAAUACAAGUGUAGGCAUUUGUCCGAAGAAAUAUUACGAAGCUCCACCCCGAGUCCACCGGGAAGUACGAAGCUCUCAGUUCAGUUCCUUCCCGUCAUUGGAUUGAACAUGCAGAGCCACCGUUUGACUCCACAGCCCACCUAGAUGACGAAUCUACUGGUUUGUGGCUAUGAUUUGGUCGAAAGUAAAAAUGGUGGUGACUGUUCUUGGUGGUUUAGAGAGAAGGCAGAGAGAGAGAGAGAGCUCGAGUGUUAAGAACUCGAAAGAAAGUGUCUCGGUGUAUAAUGAGGGAAGGAGAUGGGAGUGACCGAGAGUUGGGAUUAAAGGAGUAGGAUUCUCUCCCCUAUUUUUUCCCCUUUUCUUUCCUUUUCUCCUAUUUGAACGGUCACAGUUAAGUCA
Molecule: messenger RNA, 2273 nt
Organism: Pyrus x bretschneideri (Chinese white pear)
Lineage: Eukaryota; Viridiplantae; Streptophyta; Magnoliopsida; Rosales; Rosaceae
Product: protein PIN-LIKES 1-like
Exons: 11
Coding region: 712-1848 (378 amino acids)
Biological process (GO): endoplasmic reticulum to cytosol auxin transport
Cellular component (GO): membrane
Source: RefSeq, a predicted model, not a curated record